CUCGGGCUAAGCGGACAAACGAAUGGAGUGACAAUGUUUCUCUGCCACUAACACUGUUUACAGUGCUGCAUUCUUCACCAUGUAUGCGCUGCUCACCUUAUGCCUGAUUCUGAACUGGUUAGCCAUAUACCAACCAGGUUGUGGGUGUGCGUUUGCCAUGGUUUAGCGGCUGCCUGUGUGCAUGUGUGUGUUUCGCCUGACCGCUUGCAUGGGGUUGGCAGAUAGACUUCUGAUUUGGUGUUAUCGUAAACCCUUCCUGUCACACGUUUUGGACUUGACGGCCAUUCAGCAUCGGCUCGUCACCAAGGUAGAAGAAUGCAAUCAAUAGCUCGGAUUGCGAAUACGAAGCAUAAAACAGAAAAUGGGGGUGGACCGGUGAGAGGGUGGCAGGAGAACACGGAGUUAAUGACGAACAGGCAACCCCACAAUAAGGACCAGACAAUAGAGCGUGCGGUUGAACCAAUCUACUAAGCCUGUAAGUCGGACAUUUAAUUGCGUGUGUGGCUUCGAUUUUCUAUCGCUUUUAGUCGACAGAGCGAUUAAGAUAGGAGGGAAAGACCAAGCGCUUAAUUAACAUAUAUGUUAAUGACCCUCGGCGAAUACGAUUUACUUGAAAAUGAAAAUAUCGGUUGGCCUGUCAUUCCGCUGCGUCACACCAUCGUCCGUACCGGCCCUGGCGGUUGCUCUGCUCCUCGUUCAUUUUGUCAGUUCUCUAACUGUCGUUUCCCAGUUCGAAAAGUCGUCGUAUUGUGAGGCAUUUGAUCUCUCCGAAUCUUAAUGUCUAUUCACCGAUCUUCUAACGGCCCUACACAAACAAGGCCUUUGGUAGCCUUAUUGGAUGGACGCGAUUGCACUGUAGAGAUGCCUCUACUCAAAGAUGUGGCAACGGUCGCUUUUUGUGAUGCGUCGUCCACUGCUGAGAUCCAUGGCAAGGUGCUAGAGGAAGCUGUCGGCGCCCUUAUGUGGCACACUAUAUCCCUCACUCGAGAAGAUCUGCAGAAAUUCAAGUCACUCAAAAUUAUUGUUCGGAUCGGAAGUGGUUACGACAAUAUCGACAUCAAAGCCGCUGGUGAACUUGGGGUUGCCGUUUGCAAUGUUCCUGGUUUCGGUGUUGAGGAGUCUGCUGAUACAACCCUUUGCCACAUUCUUACGUUAUACCGCCGGACGUUUUGGUUGGCCAACAGCUUGCAGAGUGGAAAGCGCCUAAAUGGCCCUGAGCAGUUGAAGGAAAUGGCUAGUGGGUCUGCGCGAAUACGGCGUGAUACUCUAGGCAUAGUUGGCCUCGCUUAUUGGCUUCAGAGUAAUCCUACUUAG
Dicrocoelium dendriticum is the source of this 1314-nucleotide messenger RNA. The record is from the annotation of a GenBank genome assembly. NCBI's taxonomy places the organism in Eukaryota, Metazoa, Platyhelminthes, Trematoda, Plagiorchiida, Dicrocoeliidae.